This is a messenger RNA of Cloeon dipterum, 843 nucleotides long. RefSeq lists its product as uncharacterized. The record is from RefSeq and is a predicted model, not a curated record. The transcript has 6 exons. Lineage: Eukaryota; Metazoa; Arthropoda; Insecta; Ephemeroptera; Baetidae. The coding region runs from base 88 to 804 and encodes 238 amino acids.
AGUUUUCAUGGUAAAAUUUUGAUGGAAAACUUGAGUAAUAUUUAAUAUACCCUUUUCAGGCUUUUCUAGCAGGUAAAUUAAUUUUAUAUGGGUCUCAGCAUAUCUGAGCUCUGUGCAGGUCCUGUUGAAAAUGCGAUACAAAAAUUUUGCGAGAAGCCAGACAUAAUCCACAACAGGAAGGUUCAAGUUGCUUCUUGCAUCGCUGUUUGUUUAGGCCUAAACUCGGAAUCACCUCGUUGCAACUACAGUUCGUCCAAUGGAAAAGCGAUUGAGAUGUACAAUAAUUUUCAGCCAAAUGGGUGUCCAAAAUGCUACCUCCCACCCGCUCAAAACCUUGCACUUAAAAGAGUUUCUCUAUCGUUGGCACAAAGUCGCUGGAUUACAGCCUGCGGGAAAAGGAUUAACUAUUCACCAGUUGGGAUUUCUGUUGUCUAUGAUGAAACGUCAACGAUUUGUGGCUUGGCGCUACCAGGCAUGAGGCACUGGCUCCCAAGGGAUUAUAAUGAGGUCGCAUGCGUCAUAGAGAACAUGCCUGAAAAUGUUCAAAACUCGGGUCGAUUGCGCGUGACGGUCUACAAGAGCGCGUGCAGCAAAGAGUUCUUCUUCUGCUCCACUGACACACCCAGGUCAAUACGCAAAUCUUUCAUGGCCGCUGAAUUGAACAAUGGAAAUUUGACUGUGUUUCAAAACCGCACUUGCGCGUAUUUUGAGUUUAAAAUGCAGCAAAAGAAGGCCGUAGACAUUCGACUGACAACUUCAGACUGCAUGGAUAAGUCUUUUUUGCUGUGCGAAGGAGACGAUUGAAUGGAAUCAAUGCAACAAUUAAUUAAUUAAUUUAAGUUG